Molecule: messenger RNA, 1307 nt
Organism: Hypoxylon trugodes
Lineage: Eukaryota; Fungi; Ascomycota; Sordariomycetes; Xylariales; Hypoxylaceae
Product: Rox3-domain-containing protein
Exons: 3
Coding region: 186-1250 (354 amino acids)
Biological process (GO): regulation of transcription by RNA polymerase II
Cellular component (GO): mediator complex
Molecular function (GO): transcription coregulator activity
Source: RefSeq, a predicted model, not a curated record
GAUUCAAUCGACCUGCCGUCCGUAAUAUUUUUUCCGCGUUCCGAUACGCCCCUUCGUCACAUUCCGAUUGAUCAACAUCCCGAAAUCGAUUUUUGUCAGCAUCCGCUGAGGACAUCUGACAACAUUUCGUUCCCCGAAUCACUCUGCGCUUCAUACUCACACAAUCCGCUUACCUUCUCUCCUCGAUGGCGACCAUGUCAUUCAAUCCCCAAACGCCUCAGAGUCCUUCCCAACUUUCUCCGAGCACAGGUGAUCAGGUGUCGAGCAUGAAUAGCUCCAUGACCUCAAUCACUACUGCUUUGCCUACUCCGGCACACAGCGUAAAUGGUUCAGCCCAACCGGGUGAUAUGGCUCAUGAUAUCGCGAUGGCAGAUGCUUAUUCGACGAAACGAAAAUACCCUUUUGACGACGGUAGCGAUCAUGAGCAUAAGAAGGUUCACCUCGAGGAUCGCCGAGUUGGUAUUGAGAACCUGCACCUCGAUGUUGGCGAAAAAUACCUCCUUUGCAGUACUCGUAAGGCUCCCUUUCGUCUCAUACAAGCCAUUACGCCCAGCCAUCCCUCUUCCCCCAGAUUGAUGGUAACUGCUAAAUGCGACUCCUACCCGUGCUUGUCCAACGAUCUCUUCGAGAUGUUCGGCCUAACCGGCAUUGCCGCCGAGGUUGCCCGCACGAAGCCCAAUGGAGAGAAGAAUGCGCUUCGCAAAACGUACAAAGGGCAAAUAAAGACCUUAGGAUUGAGCGGUCACUUCGAUGCUGUUAAGAAGGAGCCCGAAGCGCUUGAUGGUUUAAUGGCUUUGACCCACAUUCCCGAAGACGUAUGGUACAGCAGGGAAGUAAGUGGAAAGGAAAUCGAGAAAGGAUUUUCACAACUAUCCCCACCCAUCCUAUCUCGAGCGGCGACGAUGGCCAAGGGUGCGAUACCGAAGAGUGUUUGGGACAGCUCCGUUCUCGGCGAUCUAGCACCCGGUGCUAUGACGAAGAAAGUCGGUCACGACCAGGCUACAAGGCCAACGGCGCCUAGCACACCGGCUGCUUCAGCUCCCGGCGUCACACCGAAGGCGGGUAAACCCUUGACGCCACAACUUGACCGCGCCCGCCGGAUUGGAAAGAAGCGUAGCUACCAAGACAGUAGCUUUGAAGGGUACGGCGAGGGCUAUGCCGAUGAUGAUGCGGGUGGGUACUCGACAGGAGAUGGUGAUGACCGGUCCAAGCUGAAGAGGAGAAAACAGGUGCACGCAGAUCACCCAUGAUCCGCAAGCCUCUUCACUGACCGACGACAGAAAUUCGGUGAGACAUCCUCGUUUGGU